Molecule: messenger RNA, 1413 nt
Organism: Eimeria acervulina
Lineage: Eukaryota; Apicomplexa; Conoidasida; Eucoccidiorida; Eimeriidae
Exons: 1
Coding region: 1-1413 (470 amino acids)
Source: RefSeq, a predicted model, not a curated record
AUGAAGCGAGCUAUUAUUGUCUCUGCUUCUCUUGCUUUCAUCUGUCUCUCUUUUGCAGGCGCAGCAGGGCAGCAGCAGCAGCAAAAUGAACAGCAGCUACCCCCUUUUGUUGCUCCUGCUGACCCCAAUGCAACAGAUGACGCAAACUUUGCGCAGCAAGAACCAGACCUGUCAUCCCCUGACAGUACGAGCACGAGCACCAGCAGCAGCAUCAGCAGCACCAGCAGCAGCAGCACCAGCACCAGCAGCAGCAGCAGCAGCACCAGCAGCAGCACCAGCACCAGCAGCAGCUUUAUACCACAAGAGGGAGAAGCCUUCUGGCUGUGGACUCGCUUCGUCUCAGAGACAUUUGACACGAUGUAUAAGCGCUUAGAGGUUUCGUCUCCUUUCUUUGAAGGAGACACUCGUACAGCAGCAAAUAAAGCAAAGAGACACAGGAAGAAGUCUAAAAGUCAGAGGCGUCGCGAAGCUUACUUGCAGCAGAAGGCAGCAGAGACAGGUGAAGCCUUAAGAAAAUGGAUACGCCUCAUGAUGGUGGAUGGCAUGCAGCAGCAGCAGCAGCAGCAGCAGCAGCAGCAGCAGCAAGAGGGAGGUGGGGACUCUUUUGUAUCACCUCUUGGUGUCUCCCCCGAAGAGAUAGAAGCAGCAAUGAAGGAGACAGUUGAUGUAACGGGGGUGCUGCUGCGAGAGGCCUCCAAGCAGCACCACGUACCCCCUAGUCUUCUACUGUCUCCUUUUAGCCCUUUGUUCCCUCCGCCUAAGACAGAGGAUCUACUUGCAGCAGAAGAAGAGGUUGAGCGCUGCAGACAGCAUCAGCAAGCAGUACAAGCAGCAGCAGCAACAGAAUCAGCAACAGCAGCAGGAACAGAAGCAGAAUCAGCAGCAGCAGCAGCUGGAGACACUUCGACAGUGCAAGCCAGGCAUCACCUAUGCAAAGCCCUAAAAGGACUCAAAAGAAAAGCAGAGACAAAUCUAAUUACUGCUUCUUAUUAUAUGAGUGCGCUUCAGACGCUAAUGGAUAAGGUUGCUGCUACUAGGCAGCAGAAAGCCCCUCUUAGUGUAUCGCUGCAGCACUGGGGAGAUGUAAGCAGAACAGCAGCAUCUGUCUUGGACAGGCUCAAGGAAGUGCUGCCUUCACACGAAUCGGGGCCCUCAGCAGCAGCAGCAGCGGCAGCAGCAGAGCAGCUUGCGCCUAACACCCCACAAAACCCCUCUCUCCCUGGAUCGCCUUCUUUUGUCGAUCCCCAAGGAGAUGCUGCUGAAACAAAACCCGAAGCAGCAAAGGAGACAUCUGAUGCAUUUAAUCAGCAGCAAGGAGAGGAGACAUCUAACGCUCAACCAGCACCAGGAGCACCCAACGCCACAUCUAUGCGGGUUCGGCUCUCAGACCUUCGUAAUGUCCUAAGUAAAUGA